This is a messenger RNA of Musca domestica (house fly), 9066 nucleotides long. RefSeq lists its product as uncharacterized. The record is from RefSeq and is a predicted model, not a curated record. The transcript is spliced from 3 exons. NCBI's taxonomy places the organism in Eukaryota, Metazoa, Arthropoda, Insecta, Diptera, Muscidae. Bases 1951 to 8457 code for a protein of 2168 amino acids.
UCGCGCCAUACAAUCCGUCCAUCCGCCUGCAUGGACAACAAACCAAAAGUAAACAACAAACCAAUUCAAGCAACCAUUUUUCAUUUUUGCAUUUUCAAAUACCAUUCAGACUUUGAGACAUACGGACGUCAAACAGGUAGCGCGCAAUGUGAAUAAAAGAAAAUAACAAAAGAAGAAACAAAAAUAAACGUAACAAAAAAAAAACUAGUUAACGCAUAUUAAAAAAAUAACUCAAUGCAAUAUGUAAAUAGAAAACACGGAAAUAGAAAUAAAGCAACGUUUAAAAAUAGAAAAAUAAAGAAUUAAAAAUAACGCAUAAUCAGAGAAUCAUUUUAUAUGUUAUGAUGUGAAAUUUUAUGAAGAAAUAUUAAAUCUUCUUCUUGGAAAAAAAAUAUUUCACAUAUGUACAGCAAAAAGCAAAAAUAUAAAAAAUCAAAAACACCAACAACAAAGUGCAAUAUAUAUUCUGGUACAAAGUGUAUUUGUGUAUAAAUUUCAAAUAAUCAUGCAGUGAAUCUUUUUAAUGGUCCAUCAUAAAACAAACAAGCCGGCUCAUUGGAUAUAAAUCACAACAACAACAGCAGCAACAAAUUUUAGAUACAAAAAAUUUCGAAAUAUCAUAAAACUGAACACUUUUUUCGUUUAUUUGGAAAAAAGUGCCAAAAUUCAGUUUAUUUUUCCUGCUCAUACUGUAGCUCUUAAAAACGGAAACAACAAGUUUUGGCAAAAAUUUUUGAAAUACAAAAUAAAAAAUUUUGCAUUAAAACGAAACGAAAAAAAAAAAAUAACAACGAAGAGGCCUCCCCCCAACAAAAAAGAGAUCAAAACAAGUAUUGAGAGAUUGUGAUAUAUACAAAAAAGUUAAAUUAAAAAUAAAUUAAAAUUUCCAUUUAAAUUUGUGUGUGUAUGUGUGAUUGCGUCAAUUACUUGGAAAUUUUAUGAGGCUGAGUUUUGAACUGGUAUUAAUUUUCAAGAAUUGAAUUUUAUGUGGUACCAAUGCAAAAAAAGUGAUUUAAAAACCUGUUUUGAAAUUUAUAACACUACUAUCAAAUAAGAGUUAUAAAAAAAUUAAAUUGAAAAAAAAAAACAAACUCAAAAUUGUGAUUGGUUUAAUAAAAAUUAAAAUACAAUUGUCGAAAUAAUCAGCUUUACUACUUUGAGAUAAAAUUUAAAAAAAAGUAAAAAUAACUUAAAAAAUAGAUAUCUAUUCCAAAAACAAAUUAUUCAAAUGAAAAGUAUUACUAAAAUUACUAAAGAAAUCUAAAGGAAAAUUUUCAAUAUUCUCAAUUGGAGCAAAACAGACAGAAAUAAAUUAUGCAUGCCACAACAAAAUUCAAAGAAAACUGAAUGCAUAUUCUCAAUAUUAAAGUGAAAAUUAAAUAGAGCCGAACAUUGUAAAAACAAAAAACAGAAAAAAUAGCAAGAAUUAAAAAAGAAAACAAUAACAAAAACCAUCAAAAGUAUUGCAAAUAGCCAAUUGCCAAAGCAAACUUCGUUCAUUAUUAAAUUUUGCUAAAUGCCGGCCACAACGCAAUGCAGGUUUGAGGCCUCUGCAGUUAAUUUGUCUUAAUUAACACACAUUGGAAACAGAAACAAAAUACCAGCAGCUCCAUCUACCAUUACCACCUGUAUAUGCAGUGGCAACAACACCCACCACAUUGUAUGUUGGACCCUUUUGCCACAAAAGCACAGACACAUACACACAGAAACAUACAUCAACAACGUCAUCAACAAACAUCAGCAACAACACCAUCAUCAUCGUCUCAUCAACGUUUUUGUGUUAAUGUUUUAAUUUAUUUCAACUCAAUUUUUGUUGAAGUGUUUAUUUAAACAACGCCACACCACACCAUACCACAAAGAGCAACAACAACACCAACAACCAAGAAAUACCACCCAGCUAAUGAAAAACUUGUUAAUUGUUGCAAAUAUUUUAUUAUCAUCAUCAUCAUCAUGUAUCUAAUACAGACUGUCCAAUCAUCCUGGCGACCACAACUGCCUCUGCCAAAAGAACUACAACUUUCAAAUGAAAACAUCAGUGAACUACAGCAACAUCCACAGGAACCGUCGCAUCCAUACCAACAACUACAAUUGCAACAACAACAACACCAACAAAAACAAAACAAUUUCUAUCCACACCAGCAACAACAAUACGACGUCAACGAUCUUGACGAAAUACAAAUCAUUGAAAGCGACAUGGAUCGUUUUCACAUGAGCAGUAAAAAGGAUCCUUCGUUAAAUGGCUCACAGCUGUCGAAUGCCAGUCACAACAACAACAGCAAUUCGAAAAAAUGGUCCUUCGGUCGAUUCUUUCGUCGAAAUAAAAAAGAAAUUGAAUCCGAGUCAUCAUCGGAAGAUGAUCGCAAAGCUGGGUUUUCGCCAGCCCAUAAAUAUCCGCGUUCAAGUUCAGCUGCCACCUCAACGCCAAAUAAAAAAUCCAAGUCCAAGGCAGCAGCCAAUAGUACGGCAGCAAAUCGUAAUAGUCGAGCGGGAGGAUUCGAUCACAUUGUUGUCAGCCCCAUAUCAGGCAACUCAUCAUCGACUGUUACCUCUCCGGUAAUUGGACACAUAGACAAUGAAUUCUUUCUGCCCGUGGAAACGGUGUCGCCCAUGGGCUCUCAGGAGCCAUUCUAUCAAAAUCAAACCCAGCGUUUGCAUCACUCUCAACAGUACCUGUCGCAUGCACCACAAACGCAACAACAGCUGCUGAGUAAAUCGGCUCAUUCUCUGGAUCGUCGAGCAUCGCGUGCCAAGCAACGUUCGGCCGCGAAGGCUGCGGGACAUAGUCCACAAGUAGUGCCAGGCUCAUCGAGCGAAGAGGAACUCAUAUCCCUGAACUCUUCCACUUUUUCAAAAUAUCGCAGUGAUGAGAGCAUUCACAGUGGUGGCCAGGGACACAAUGGUUCCGGCAUGAGCCGUAAGAGCAGGGCUGCGCGUAAUGAACGUUACUACAAGCGACUCUCACGCGAUGGAGAGGUUAGCCAUGGCCAGGUGCCGGUUAUGCUUGCCCAGCAACCCACGCAGCGGUGGAAAACCCAACCGGUUCCAUUAUCGAUUUAUCAACCAACCUCAACGGCUCGCCAACAUCCUGAGCCUCAGCUGCGAUCAUCCGUAGAUAAUGCCUCCAUUUCCAAGCUGCGUAAUACCAGCAGCCUACAGCAUAUGGCGCCCUAUGUGCAAUGGAACCCCCAGCAGUUGCAACAGCGUGCGCAACAACAACAACCCUCGAAAAAUUUACAAAAUUCGGUAAAUGAAGCCAAGCGUAGCAUUAGCUAUGACAGCCAUAUCCAUUUGCAAAAUAUCAAUGGGCGGAUGCAAACUAAGCCAUUGCCCCCUCCACCACCACCAAGGGAUCCACUGCGCCGAGUGAAUGUGGGAAGUGGUCACUUACAGGAGGGCAGCUCCAGUGAUUUGAGACCAAUUUCAUAUGCCUUCGAUCAGACGGGGGUACCCGUGCUGCCAGCCUCAGGUCUGAGUGGUCGUUGUGUCUCGGAUGACAAGAUCUGGGCCCAACAUCAGCCACAGUAUCAGUCGAUACGUUCCCUGAAUAUUUCAGCAAAUCAGGGCAAUCAAUCAGGCAUGCAGCCUCAAAAUCGCCGCUUCAUUACCCGGGCCGAUCGUGAUGCCCAUCCUGGCAAGAAAUCAUUGCCAAAUGGUUUGGAUUUCCAUUAUGUGGCCGAUGCCACGCCGCGAUCCCGUAAACCCAUUCACAUGCUAGAAGCGGGCAAUAAAACCGCACCUUAUGGCGAUGAGGGCGAAGAACAGCCUCCUUCUUCGGGUAUUUUGCGCACCACCAAAAGUGGUCUGCCCACAUCACCGACCAAAGUCAAUGCCACUGAAUUUUGGAAACGCAUGGAUGGUUCUAGCCAAAAUCUGGUUACACCCACUCCCGCGCCCAGGGGAAGGGAUGUGCAGAGGUCUAGCGUUGAUAGCGCUGCUGGUAUUAACAUGAAACCCAGAUCCGUUUCGUCUUCUAGGCUCAGCGAGAUGAGAGCCUAUCCCAUGCCCAUGUAUUCGGAAGUAUAUAAACCGAACAAGACAAAGACAUCACCUCAGCCGCGGGCUGCCUCACCUCAUCCCCAUCAGGGUCAGGAUGAAGUGGACGGUGUGGUGUGCGGCAGUUUGCGUAUCAAACCAGCCCAGGACAAUAGCAGCAGCAAUUAUGUUGAGAUACGCAACAAAGAUAUGCCAAAGUCGCAUUCAAUGCCGGACCAUUACCACCGACGCUCGGGUGAAUUGAGUGUUGCACCCAACAAGUAUGAGGAAUAUGUCAAUGAACGCAGGGAACAGCAUCAGAACGCCCCACAGCCACCACAGAGAAAAUUGGUGGGCGUACCCAAUAUACCGCAACUUAGUUUCCCACGCAAGAAACCGGCCAACUUGGAAGAGGCCAUAAAUGAAUUGGAAGCUAUUUAUCGCUCCCUGGGGCUAACUGAGCCAGAGGCCACGGAAACGGUGCCAGGACCAAUAACGAAAAAAGACCGUGUUCCUACACCAAAUGACUUUGAGAAAUAUGCCCUGGCCCAUGCCGAUGAGUACGACGAUGACGAUGAUUCUCCCACCGGAGAACCGGAUCCCAUACGGGACGAUGUGGCCUAUCGCAAUAUUAAACUGGCCAAUUUGCAACACAAGACCGUGGAGAAACAGCCACCCUUUGGUAUACCCAUAGGACCCAUUGUGCCAGCUUCUCAAACCGAUUAUUUGCAUGUCAAGCCCAACAACCAGGUAGAAUUUCUAAAGAAGGACACCAAGGCCCCAGAUGUAAUCAAGGACGAUUUGGCUGUAAGGGCCUUGCGCAAAGAUCCCUUGCAGCCGAAGGAGCGUUUCCAAUAUCCCUCAAGUGUGCUGCCAAAGAAAAAUCGUGCCACUCGCACCCAAUCGGCCAAUAUUUAUGCUCUCAUUCAACGCGAUGCCGCCAAGCCUUCGGGUGGAGAUUUAUAUUCGUACAUGGAGUUAACAAAGAGCAUAGAUCGCUCAGGCAGCAUGUCUGAUUUACACAAAAAGGGCCAAGAGGCAGAUGAUAUACCGUCCACUUUGAAACUAUUGCAAAGCCUUAAGGAACAGGAAAAUGAACAAAAUACGGUGGCAGUAUGUUCGAAGAAGUCUCACAUACCCUUCCGCCACCCUAGUCAGGGUGGGGCCAUAUGUCAAUUGCCACAGAAACUGAGCACUGGGGCAGAGGAAAAUAAAACCCUUGUGGUCCAGCACCAGAAACCCACACCAAUGCCAAGGAAAUCCCUGACCCCAGAACCGCAACAGGGCGAAACAAAUAAAAUGGAAGAGGCACUCAAUAAAAUUGCCCAAGAUGCCCAAGAGAGUAGCAUCAAGUUGAGCCAAGAGCUACAGGAGUUGCGCAAGGAGGCCUUGAUUACCCAGUCGAAGCCGAAGCGCCAAGAUUCCCACGACGACAAAUUCGAGCAAGAUUUACAGGAAAUCGAAAAGGUCUCCCAGGCGGCCAAGAAAUGUGGCAAACUAUUGUUGGAAACUUUGCCUGAUAGUGUUGAAGUGGCGCCCAACGAAAAGGCUCCAAGAAAACUGCACAAAGAAGAUAAACUCAUACAGGCCAUCGAUCAGGUAUCGGAGGCCGCCAAUAAGGUGUGUGAGAAGAUACUCAAAGACAUUGUGACCACCGAACCACCUGUUGUAGUACAAGAAGCUGUUCAAGUAAAGCAAACCCAGCAGCAACAACCACCAUCACCAGCCGUCAAUCCAAGCAAAAAGGAUACUACCUCGUCGUUGGUAAUACCAACACUAAUAAAAAAACUGGAUCCCAUACAAUCGGAUAAGAUUGAGGCAAUUGCCCGACGUUGUAUGCGCCAGCUAAGCGAUCUGGCUGACAAUCACGACUAUGACAAUCUCAAUCAGCCCGAAAUAUCGGUGGCCUCAACCUGUAAUUUGGAAGCUAGCAAUUCUAAUAAAGUUCAAAGUCCCAAUGAUUUGUCAACUUCUACUCUUACAGAAACGCCAAAAGCUUUUGUGGCCAGCAAGCCACAAGAGCCGAUGAUCGAAGACAUUGAUCAGAUAAUGAGAGAAUGCGAAGAUCAGGCACGCAAGCAAGAGAUGGCCAAAACCACCAGCACCACAACGGCCUCGGCCACCACCAGGGCUGCCAGCAGUUCCCAUGGCCCUUUGACAAAGGUGCCGCCACCACCAGCAGGUUACAGUGCCACUGCCUCCUCCAUUUCAUCUUCCAGUGAUUGUCUGGCCAAAUCAUCUAGUCCAACGGCCAGUCGCCGUUUUUCGUCCAGCAUUACCUCAUUCAAUCCUUAUUCGUCCAGUGAUUAUAUCAAAUCACCCAGUAGUGAAUACCAUGCACCCAGCACCGAUCGCAUUAAGUCCUGUAGCACGACAUCCUACGAUGUACAAUCGACAACGAGUGCCACGCCAAAUAUAACCACCACCAACAGUAUGGCCAGCAAUUUCAGCUGUUCACCCUCACCGCCACCGCUCAAUCUGACACCGGUCAGUAACUGCAGUGCCACACUGGCCUGUUCAUCGUCGCAGCGGGCCCGUUCGUCAUCGCCCUCGCAGUACAACUCUUCGGAGGAGCUGGCCAUGAUAUUUGGCAUUGAAGACAAAUCGGGCGCCAAUCGUAUGCCACGCACUUCGAAACUACAAAAACACUCAGGUAACUCCCCUAAGGAGACCCCAUGUGUGCCAGAACCACUAACAGCUGCUGAUGCUGCUGCUGCAUCCCCCCUUGACCAUGUUGUAUGUACCGCUAAUGAAUGCCGCUGCUCUUCUACUUCUUCUUCCACCAAUCCAACUAAUCCGAAUGAAUGUUGUUUGUUAACCCUAAAUAACCGAUCAUCAAACUCACCAACAUCAACCACUAAUACCAAUGCCAGUAGUCCAUCAGCAUCUGCUGCAUCCAGUGCAUCAUCCAUGUCUAGAUUAGAAACCAUUCCCGAACAGAAUGUCGGGCACUUUAAACUUUCGCCCAACUUCAAUAGAAUCUAUGCUAGCCGUGUAAAUAUUUUGGUAGACAGAAAUACCGAGGAUGCCAAAAUGACUCAGUGUGAUUCAUUGAGUUCCUUGGAGGAGACCUCUUCCAAUCCGGAUUCAGGAAAUGUUAGUUUGGCAGAUUUUCCCUUGAGUGGCCAUACGGUUAGUUCAAAUAGUUUGCAAUUGAGUUCUUCGUUCAAUUCUAGGUUUGAGAUUAGAAAUUGUUUUAAGACAGAAAUUGCCAUAAAAACGGAGGGUGAAGACGAGGAGGAGGAGGAGGAAGAAGAAACUGAAGGAGAGGAAGAUAAUCGAGAGGGUAUAAUUGAGAGAGAAGUAGUUAGGGAUAGGGAGCUCUCCGUCUCGGAAGAUGAAGAGCCGGAGUUUCCCCGGCUUCCAACCGAAGAGGAAUUGCUAGAAAGCUUACGAGAGUCCCAGUUAGAAUAUGAAAGCUCUAAUUCAGAGAUGGAAGAAUUUGAAUGUGUCAGAGAGGAUACGCUUUUUGGUCACAGGGCAUCAAUGCAGCUAUUUGAGGAGCGCAUGCAAUUGGCCAGUGCCGAAAUAAUGGCCGAAGUCAAGGCAUUGCAGGCCAGGAAAAACUUUGAGGAAGCCAAUAAGAUGUUCGAACAGGAAUUAUUAGAAAUAGAAGAAAAUGUUGAUUUAGAAGAGCAGGAAGCUUUAAAUGAAACACUUUGUGAGACUGAUUCCGUAGCCAAUGACAAAGGAGAAGUGUCCACCAUGUCUGACACAGUCAAGGAAAGCCUUGUGGAGACAAGCCCAUCCAAGACCCCCAGGAGAAAACGCAGCAUUAUCAUGGAAACUCCACAACUGGAAAUGAACAUCAUGGAAGAGAAAAUCAAUUAUGAAAUAAGUAUUAAAAAUGACACAGAGAGUUUGGAAUCACGAGAAUGCUUUGAGGAGAUUGUAAAGAAUUGUUGUGAUCUCGAAAAAGCUUUAAUUGAAGAUACACAGUUAAAUUAUGAGCUGAUUGUCCAUGAAGUUCCAAGCCUACAAGAUUUGGCCCAUAAUUGUUAUGAAAAAGCUCAGCAAGGCCUCCAUUUUGAGGAAAAUGAAAAUGUAGAGGAAAAUGGGGAAAAAGUGACGCCAGAACAUAUGCAAAGCUUUGAACAAAUAUUACAACCCAAGCAUGGUGAUGGCAAUUCUCUAUCCCCGACACCAGAAAAUAUCCAAUUGUGUGAGCAAAGACUGCAACCACACCAGGGAGGAGAUGAUGAUGUUCUACCCUCAACGCCUGAACAUAUGCAAAGCUUUGAACAAAGACUUCAAUCUCGCCAUGGUGAUGCUGAUGGAGUUCUACCCUCGACCAGCACCCAAUUGCAAAAACAGACUCAAAUGAAUAUUUUGGGCGAACAACGUGCCAAUGCGGUGAACGGCCUGACACUGUUGGAGCACAUUGUUGUUGCUUGUACAUUGGGUCUCAUAAACACGGAUGAUCUCUUUACACUGUUUUUGAUUAUAAUCGGCAUUAUUAUUGUUAUUGCCAUUGCCCUGUUUUAAUCUGGCAAUGCCAUGUAGAUUUUUGAGAAAACGAAACUGUUAUAGUUGGAAAUGUUUUUUUUAUUAUUUUGGCGUAGAAUAGACCAAGUGCACUUAUUUCACUUAAAGUUCUCACAAAGUGAAAGAGAGAGAUAAAGAGAGGAAAAGUUUGAAUUUUGCCUUGAAAAUUAAAAAAAAAACAACGAUAUUUUUGUUAUACAAUUUUAGUCUAAAAAAAUAUUUUAUAAUUUUUAUUAAUGAGUGCAAUGAUAUUAAAACAAUAAAAAUAUAUAUUUUUACAGUGUGCCACAAAAAUCUUGGUAAAUUUUACUCAAAACUUUCAUAGUAUUCCAAAUAAAUAUUUUUCUGUAUUUAAUUCCAUUUUUUUGACCAAGAUUUCUGUGAGCCACUAAAUAAUAUUUCAUUUACUAAUUUGUUUGAUAUUUAAAAAUAAAACAAAACCUACAUUUUUUAAUAUUAAAUAUAUUUUUUGUAUAUAGUUUAUGCAUAUUUUUUUGUUGCAUUUGUUUGUCAUUAUUUUUCUUAAUAUUUUUAUUUUUUUAUUUAAGUUUAGACUGCAACUUGUGCCAAUGAUUUUGUUUUAGUAAUAAUCUUUAAAUAUAACCAACA